Pecten maximus is the source of this 2179-nucleotide messenger RNA. RefSeq names its product cytochrome P450 2C37-like. The record is from RefSeq and is a predicted model, not a curated record. Gene Ontology annotation, cellular component: cytoplasm; intracellular membrane-bounded organelle. Gene Ontology annotation, biological process: xenobiotic metabolic process. Gene Ontology annotation, molecular function: oxidoreductase activity, acting on paired donors, with incorporation or reduction of molecular oxygen, reduced flavin or flavoprotein as one donor, and incorporation of one atom of oxygen; heme binding; iron ion binding. Lineage: Eukaryota; Metazoa; Mollusca; Bivalvia; Pectinida; Pectinidae. The coding region runs from base 1 to 1485 and encodes 494 amino acids. The transcript has 5 exons.
AUGUUGGAUGCCUUGUUCAGUAUGGAUCCAUUGACUGUCGUUCUGGGUAUAUUGUCUGUCUUGUUUCUCUUAAAACUGAUGAAUGUUCCUGGCAAUGGUCCACCAGGACCUACCGGAUAUCCACUUGUUGGAAACUUCCCACUGUUUAUAUCUGGAAACGGACCGAAAUUAUUCGAUCAACUACGACAGAAAUAUGGUGACGUGUUCAGCUUACAGAUAGGCAGUCGACGCAUGGUGGUUAUCAAUGGCUACGAGGCUCUGAAGGAAGCAUUUGUAAAGCAAGCUGAUGUCUUCUCAGAAAGGCCGACAGCCGACUACGUCUCCAUACGGUCCAGCAAUGGCAAAGGUAUUGUCCGUAGUUCAGGGGAAUUUUGGAAGAACACAAGGGCCUUUAGCAUGCGAGCGCUGAGAGAAUUUGGAUUUGGAAAAAGGUCUCUGGAGACAAAAAUUCUCGAAGAGAUAUCAGUCUUUCUGGAAGUCAUCGGGAAAAGCAAUGGCGACGCCUUUUCCUUAGGGACAAUUGCACAGAUCAGUGUGUCAAACAUCAUUUGUAGCAUUUGUUUUGGUGAGAGGUACACACAUGAUGACCAGAAUUUCAAGAAGCUUAUGACGAUGAUAGACAUCCAUGUAAAACUACUUUCCAAAGCGCGCAUUGCAACAUUCUUUCCAGUGGUCAGAUAUAUUCCUGGUGAUGUAACUGGAGUAGAGGCGAUGGGUGCGAAUUACGAAAAUAUAAAGCGAUUUCUACAAGAACAAAUAGACAAACACCGGGCUACGUUUCAAAUAGACAACGUCAGAGACCUCAUCGACGCCUUCAUAUUGGAGGAAAUGACUCGUGGGAAGACCGAUUACUUGGAGGAUGAAAAUUUGGCAGUAGUGUUAAACAAUUUGUUUGUUGCUGGAACUGAAACAACAUCUACAACAAUCAAGUGGGCUAUCUUGUUUCUUAUUUCGAACCCACACAUACAGACUAAAUUACGUAAUGAAAUUAACGACGUCAUAGGAUUGUCAAGGGCGCCAUCGAUGACGGACAAACCGGAAAUGACGUACAUGGAUGCGUUCAUGCAUGAAACAUUUCGAAUGGGUAAUUUAGUACCAUUCUCUCUACCACACGGGGUCAAGCAGGACGUCAAUUUCAAGGGUUACACUAUACGUAGGGAGGACAUUGUGGUUCCUAACCUUGACUCCGCCUUAUUUGACGAAUCCAUGUUUGAAGAUCCUCGUACCUUCAACCCAGACAGAUUUAUCGGCGAAGACGGAAAGCUCAACGGAAAAGAGCACACAGUUUUAGCAUUUUCUUUAGGAAGAAGAGUAUGUUUCGGCGAAAGUCUAGGGAGGAUGGAAGUUUUCCUGUUCCUGACGUCGUUGCUUCAAAGAUUCAAGCUUCUACCAGAAGAUGAUAAAAGCCUACCAUCACUUGAACCUAUAGCCGGAGUAGUAAAUCACCCUCAAGAAUUCAGGUUCAAGGCCAUCAAAGUAAACUAACCAUUGUAUGAUGUAGUUCCGGAUUAUAAACUUACCACUGUAUGAUCUAGUUCCGGAUCAUAAACUAAUUACUGUAAGAUAUAGUUCCGGAUCAUAAACUAAUUACUGUAAGAUAGAGUUCCGGAUCAUAAACUAAUUACGGUAAGAUAUAGUUCCAGAUCAUAAACUAAUUACUAUAUGAUCUAGUUCCGGAUCAUAAACUAAUUACUGUAAGAUAUAGUUCCGGAUCAUAAACUAAUUACUGUAAGAUAGAGUUCCGGAUCAUAAACUAAUUACGGUAAGAUAUAGUUCCGGAUCAUUAACUAAUUACUAUAUGAUCUAGUUCCGGAUCAUAACUAAUUACUGUAAGAUAUAGUUCCGGAUCAUAAAGUAAUUACUGUAUGAUCUAGUUCAGGAUCAUAAACUAUUAACUGUAAGAUAUAGUUCCGGAUCAUAAACUAAUUACUGUAAGAUAUAGUUCCGGAUCAUAAACUAAUUACUGUAUGAUCUAGUUCCGGAUCAUAAACUAUUUACUGUAAGAUAUAGUUCCGGAUCAUAAACUAAUUACUGUAAGAUACAGUUCCGGAUCAUAAACUAUUUACUGUAAGAUAUAGUUCCGGAUCAUAAACUAAUUACUGUAUGAUCUAGUUGGACCGAGACCACAAUUAGCUUCGCUAUAUGUUUCAUUGUAACAUUAAAAUUCAUAAUAAAUUCC